This is a messenger RNA of Penicillium daleae, 1620 nucleotides long. RefSeq names its product Lactose permease. The transcript has 5 exons. The record is from RefSeq and is a predicted model, not a curated record. NCBI's taxonomy places the organism in Eukaryota, Fungi, Ascomycota, Eurotiomycetes, Eurotiales, Aspergillaceae. Gene Ontology annotation, molecular function: carbohydrate:proton symporter activity. Gene Ontology annotation, cellular component: membrane. Bases 1 to 1620 code for a protein of 539 amino acids. Gene Ontology annotation, biological process: transmembrane transport; carbohydrate transport.
AUGCAAUCCAAAUCAGAAGGCGGUGCCGCCGAACACCAAGAGAACAUGGUAGGCCAUGUAACCCUGAAUAAAGAGCCUCAGGGUGCAAUAAAAGCAAUCAAUACUGCGUCUGUGGCUCUUUCUGCGGCUGUUGCAGCUCAACCACCAAAGUUACUGUCAAAGAAUAUGAUAAAACUGUACAUGAUCAUGGGUAUUGGUUACUUGAUUUCGACCAUGAACGGGUUUGACUCGUCGCUUAUGGGUGCUAUCAACGCUAUGAAGCCAUACCAGGAGUCGUUUGGGCUCACCGGUGCAGGUUCCUCGACCGGUUUGAUUUUCAUUAUUUAUAACCUGGGACAAAUCGCCGCCUUCCCUUUCUGUGGUCUCCUAGCCGAUGGUUAUGGUCGUAAAGUUUGCAUCUUUGUUGGAUGCUUCAUCGUCUGGGUCGGAACCGCUGUUCAAGCGCCCGCAAAGAGUAUGGGAAUGUUCAUGGGAGGUCGUUUCCUCCUCGGAUUUGGUGCUGCCCUCGCUUCUGCUGCAGGACCUGCUUAUACUGUUGAGCUAGCCCAUCCGGCAUACCGUGGAACGAUGGCCGGUAUGUAUAAUAACUUCUGGUGGUUGGGCAACAUUCUUGCUGGAUGGACGACCUACGGCAGCAACCUGCACCUUAACAAUUCCUGGGCAUGGAGAGUCCCUACCAUUGUUCAAGCCGGUUUGCCAGGAGUUGUCCUGGUUUUGAUUCUAUUCUUCCCGGAGUCUCCUCGUUGGCUCAUCGCCCAGGACCGCCGGGAGGAGGCACUUGAUAUACUUGCAACGUAUCAUGGUGAUGGGGACCGCCAUCACCCUGUUGUUCAACUUCAGUACCAUGAAAUCAUCGAGCAGCUCAGCGCCACCCGAGACGAGAACCCCUGGUGGGACUUCCGCGAGCUAGGCAACACCCGUGCUGCACGGUAUCGCUUGUUCAUGGUCAUUACGAUGUCUUUCUUCGGUCAAUGGAGUGGCAACAAUGUUGUGAGCUAUUUUAUGCCGCAAAUGAUCAUCCAAGCCGGCAUAACCAGCCCGGACAAGCAACUGCUCAUCAACGCCAUCAACCCAAUCUUUAGCAUGUUGGGCGCUAUCUAUGGUGCUACGCUCCUGGAUAAAUUGGGCCGCCGUACCAUGCUACUGUGGGGUCUUGCAGGAAGUCUGGUCGCCUAUGUCAUGCUUACUGCUUUCACGGCGCAGAGCGAGUAUCAUCCAUCUCUCAGCUACGGAGUCAUUGUUUCAAUCUACCUCUUCGGCAUCAUUUUCGCAUGGGGCUUCACGCCGCUGCAGACGCUCUACGCAGUGGAGUGUCUUGAGAACCGAACUCGUGCCAAGGGAUCUGGUCUUAACUUCUUGUUCUUGAAUGUUGCCAUGGUUGUCAACACCUACGGUAUCUCGGUGGGUAUCGAGAAGAUCGGCUGGAAGUUGUACCUGGUCUACAUCGCUUGGAUUGGUAUCGAGAUGGUCGUUAUUUAUUUCUUCUUUGUCGAAACCGCUGGAAAGACCUUGGAAGAGCUGAAGGAGAUCUUUGAUGCUCCGAACCCACGGAAUGCCAGCAUGAAGAGGACGAAGGUUGAGAUUGAUGAAUCUGGUGCCGUUGUCGGAUUGGAGGCAUAA